Molecule: messenger RNA, 3053 nt
Organism: Neopsephotus bourkii (Bourke's parrot)
Lineage: Eukaryota; Metazoa; Chordata; Aves; Psittaciformes; Psittacidae
Gene: ACAP3
Product: ArfGAP with coiled-coil, ankyrin repeat and PH domains 3
Exons: 24
Coding region: 223-2727 (834 amino acids)
Cellular component (GO): cytoplasm
Molecular function (GO): protein binding; GTPase activator activity
Source: RefSeq, a predicted model, not a curated record
UUCGCGCCGCUGGGCGGCGUUGGGCGGCGUUCGGCGGCGCUCGGUGGCGUUCGGCGGCGCUCGGCGGGCGCGCUCAUCCCGCUGAGGCGGCGGGCGCGGGGGGCGGGCGCUCGCUCGCUCGCUCGCUCGCUGCCUCAGUCGCUCGGUCGCUCGCCGCGUCCUUGGCUGCCGGCGGGCGAUGCGCUUCCUCCGCUGAAGGCGCCGCGGGGCCGAGCCGGCAGGAUGACGGUGGAGUUCGAGGAGUGCAUCAAGGACUCGCCCCGGUUCCGGGCAACCAUUGAUGAAGUGGAAACAGAUGUGGUGGAGAUAGAGGCAAAGCUUGACAAGCUGGUGAAGCUAUGCAGUGGGAUGAUCGAGGCAGGCAAAGCCUACAUCACCACCAACAAGCACUUUGUCACUGGAGUCCGGGACUUGUCACAGCAGUGCAAGAAGGAUGAGAUGAUUUCGGAGUGCCUUGACAAAUUUGGAGACAGCCUGCAGGAAAUGAUUAACUACCACAUGAUCCUCUUUGACCAGGCUCAGAGGUCAGUCCGGCAGCAGCUGCACAAUUUUGUCAAAGAUGAUGUCCGGAAGUUCAAGGAAACCAAGAAGCAGUUUGACAAGGUGCGGGAGGACAUGGAGAUUUCCCUGGUGAAGAAUGCCCAGGCACCUCGGCACAAGCCCCAUGAAGUGGAGGAAGCAACAGGCACCUUGACCAUAACCAGAAAGUGUUUCCGACAUCUGGCUCUAGACUAUGUGUUGCAGAUCAACGUCCUGCAGGCCAAGAAGAAGUUUGAGAUCCUGGAUGCGAUGCUGUCCUUCAUGCAUGCCCAGUACACCUUCUUCCAGCAGGGCUACAGUCUUCUCCAUGAACUGGAUCCCUACAUGAAGAAACUAGCCACAGAGCUGGACCAGCUGGUGAUUGAUUCUGCAGUGGAGAAGAGGGAGAUGGAGCACAAGCAUGCACUGAUACAGCAGAGGACCCUCCUGCAGGACUUCUCCUAUGAUGACUCGAAGGUGGAGUUUAAUGUUGAUGCCCCAAAUGGAGUGGUGAUGGAAGGCUACCUCUUCAAGAGAGCUAGCAAUGCUUUCAAAACAUGGAAUCGGAGGUGGUUCUCCAUACAGAACAGUCAGCUGGUGUACCAGAAAAAGCUAAAGGAUGUCCUCACAGUCGUGGUGGAAGACCUGCGGCUCUGUACUGUCAAGCCAUGUGAAGACAUCGAGAGGAGGUUUUGCUUUGAGGUCGUCUCACCUACCAAGAGCUGCAUGCUGCAGGCUGACUCGGAGAAGCUGCGUCAGGCCUGGAUCCAGGCUGUGCAAGCGAGCAUCGCUUCUGCUUACCGGGAGAGUCCUGACAGCUACUAUAUUGAAAGACUGGACCGGACUGCUUCCCCAUCAACCAGCAGCAUUGAUUCCGCUACCGACUCCCGGGAGCGCAGUGUGAAAGGAGAAUCCAUCCUACAGAGAGUGCAGAGCAUUCCUGGGAAUGACCAGUGCUGUGACUGUGGUCAGCCAGAUCCUCGCUGGGCCAGUAUCAACCUGGGCAUUCUGCUGUGCAUCGAGUGCUCUGGGAUCCACAGGAGCCUGGGUGUUCACUGCUCCAAGGUCCGAUCUCUCACACUGGACUCCUGGGAGCCAGAGCUGCUGAAGCUGAUGUGUGAGCUGGGGAACAGCACCAUGAAUCAGAUCUAUGAGGCACAGUGUGAAGAGUUGGGUCUUAAGAAGCCAACAUCAGGGAGCUCCAGGCAGGACAAGGAAGCCUGGAUCAAAGUGAAGUACGUGGAGAAGAAAUUCCUCAAGAAGCUGCCAAAUGGGGAGGCACUAACAGAGAACGAGCGGAAACCCCGGCGCUGGUGCGUGAAGAAGUGCCAGAGGAACAACAGCACCACCAAAGCACCCACAGCUCGCAGGAAGUACCGCCACGAAGCAGGCAAUGCAUCACCAGCCAUGUUGUCCUCAGCAGCUACGCUGGAGAGGAAGUUCCGCCGAGAUUCCCUCUUCUGCCCUGACGAGCUGGACUCUCUCUUCUCCUACUUUGACACCGGUGCUGGCUCCGGCCCACGUAGUCUGAGCAGUGACAGUGGGCUUGGAGGGAGCACAGAUGGCAGCACGGACAUCCUGGUGUUUGGCUCUGUGGUGGACAGCGUGACAGAGGAAGAGUGCGAGGUGUCAGAGGAGUCGAGUGGCGAAGCAGAGAUUGAACAAGAAGCAUCAGAUUUGGAGGACCUGAGGGAGCUGCAUCCUGGUUUGUUGAUGUACAAGGCAGCACGAGCCCGAAACCUGCCUCUCAUGGCAGAAGCACUUGCAAAUGGGGCUGAGAUCAACUGGGUGAACGAUGAAGAUGAGAACAAAACCCCUCUGAUUCAAGCUGUGAUGGGGGGCUCCUUGAUAGCCUGUGAAUUCCUGCUGCAGAAUGGGGCAGAUGUUAACCAAAGAGAUACCCGAGGCCGAGCUCCCUUGCACCAUGCCACAUACCUGGGGCACACUGGUCAGGUCUGCUUGUUCCUCAAGCGAGGAGCAAACCAGCACGCGGUGGAUGGCGAUGGGCAGGACCCGCUCAGCAUUGCAGUCCAGGCAGCCAACGCAGACAUAGUCACCUUGCUGCGUCUGGCUCGGAUGAAUGAGGAAAUGCGGGAAGCAGAGGGGCCCUUUGGACAACCAGGUCAAUAUCCCAGCAACAGCCCUACUGAGCUGCAGUACAGGAAGUGUAUACAGGAGUUCAUCAGCCUUAAUAUAGAUGAGUGUUAGUGACAACUCCCCCACCUCCCCUUCGCUGUCUUGAAGUUGGGCUGAACUUGUAGAAGCCCUGAGAAGCCCCAUCCUUGGUAUCUUGGUGUUUCUUGCAGAUUGGUCUGUUUUUGAUGCCUGCACUUAUAGGUUGAGAUGCACGCAGGAAGGAAAAGGGAUCUUUCCUCUUAGCGUUAAGGUCUCAUGCUUGACUACUGGAUGGUUGAUUUUUGUAUAGGAGACUCCUAGGGCAUAACCACAGACCAUGGCACAUGGACGUGAGUGUGUGGGAAGUGUGGGAGGUGAGUUUAGCAUUUAAAACAAAGACAAGAAAAGGAAACCCUCUG